This is a messenger RNA of Metarhizium brunneum ARSEF 3297, 912 nucleotides long. RefSeq lists its product as uncharacterized. Lineage: Eukaryota; Fungi; Ascomycota; Sordariomycetes; Hypocreales; Clavicipitaceae. The record is from RefSeq and is a predicted model, not a curated record.
AUGCAAAAUCAAGCCAACCGAGGACUUCAAAGAGAGGCUAUCAGUGCCCCUGGCGCAAAGAAGAUGGCAAUGUCCCCUCCAUGGUCGCCUGACCAGGAUGAAGUCGGCCGGUCGUGGAAGGAGUCUGUCAAGUGUCGUGACCACUACUUUUCCGGUAACCUGGAUGAUGUUGAUGGUAGUUUGACGGUCUCUAGGCGGCCCAUGAUGGAUGCUUAUUGCCUCUUCUUUCUUGGAAUCGGAGGGCGAAACACGGUACAGGAAUUGCGCAAGGCCGCAGAGAAGCGCACCGGCGACAUGUAUAUCCGCCGCGGAUUUAAUGCCGUAUAUCAUGAGGAGUUUGAGUUUUUCGUGGACAAACUCACUUGGGAAAAAUAUUUUGGACGUUGGGGUGAAACAAGAAAGGUUCGGUGGCCGUGGCCAACGACUGUGAACAGUCUGAAAGCUGGAGGACUCUCACUCACUUACGACCGACUGCUAGAGGCCAGCCGACAAGACAACCCGAGUGUAUCAUUGUCAACACCUAUGGAACAAAGCAUAGCUUCGGAGAAGGCCAAUACCCCCCAAAUUGAGACUCAACCCAAAAGGCAUCGUCUUUCAUCCCGUAAAAGACACAGGGUUCCAACUUCGUCGGAAGAAGCCGGUAGCAGCAACACAGGCAGUGGACAGAUUGCUCCAGCUGAUGAUCUUCUCGCGCAAGUAUCAUACCAAAAGCUCGAAGAGAGUCUCGCCAGUAUAAAUGCUCGACUACUUCAAAUCGAGGCAUACCCCAAAGACAGCAGACCGUCUUCAUCCAGACAUACGAUUCCAUCUGCCCCUGAGGAUGUACGAAGAAUCAUGUGUGAUGAAGGUUAUCCCGAGCUUAUAGAGUACCUUGUUGAGGUCGAGAAGCGACGAAAGAAACCGGCAAAGUAG